Drepanopeziza brunnea f. sp. 'multigermtubi' MB_m1 is the source of this 4632-nucleotide messenger RNA. RefSeq lists its product as uncharacterized. NCBI's taxonomy places the organism in Eukaryota, Fungi, Ascomycota, Leotiomycetes, Helotiales, Drepanopezizaceae. Gene Ontology annotation, molecular function: ATP binding; ATP hydrolysis activity; ABC-type transporter activity. The record is from RefSeq and is a predicted model, not a curated record. Gene Ontology annotation, cellular component: membrane. Gene Ontology annotation, biological process: transmembrane transport.
AUGGCGCAGAGAAUCCUAUCCACAGGCUCCUUCUUCGGCCUCCACUCUGCGCCGCUGCAAGAUGGUAGCGACUACAUGUCCGCCGUGUCCCAACACAGCGGCCACCAGCCGUUCUGUGGCAACCGCGAAGGAUGGGGCCCGCUGAGCCCGAUCCGAUACGAUUUCACGCCGUGCUUCAUGGAUGUCUGGGUCAGCAGCGUGGCGGCCUUCGGGAUCCUGUUUGGGGCGGGCGCGGUGUGGUGGUUGCUAAGGCGGAAGGGGAAGUUGGGUGGCAUGGAGGGGAGGGGGAGGGGUUGGGCAGAGGGGGGAAAGAUGGCAACUAUUGUGGCUAUAGCUCUUUCCGUGGCCCUCCAACUCGUCUUCCAGAUCCUCAACUAUCCCAACGUCUGGGCGGGCGACUUCCGCUUCUGGACCAGCGUGCUGACUGUUCUUUCGCUGGGCGUCAUCUUCACGAUUCAAUGGCUGGAACACGAUCGGUUACGGAAUCCUAAUGGAGUGGUGUUGUUCUACUGGCUCUUCCUACUCAUCGCGUGGUCCGUGAAACUGCGCUCCCUCCUCUCGCAGCAAGUCUAUCACCACCAUCUCCCAUACUUCGUGGCAUACUGCGUCGGUUACGGACUCGCGUGGGUGGAAUUUGGAUGGGAGUGGCUGGUGCCGAAGGAGAAGUCCGACUACCAGGUGGUGGGCGACGAAGACGAGUGCCCGGUUGAAUACGCGACUGUCUUCUCCAUCUUGACGUUCAGUUGGAUGACGCCCAUGAUGCGCCAUGGCUACAAGAAAUUCCUGAAUGAGGACGACCUCUGGAACCUCGCGAAACGCGAUACCACCAAGUCGACCGGUGAGACCUUCAAGAAGGCCUGGGACAAGGAGAUUGCCCACAAGAAAAACCCAAGUCUCUGGAUGGCGAUUUUCCGUUCAUUCAGUGGACCAUAUGUGAGAGGUAGUUUGUUCAAGAUGGUGUCCGAUACCUUGGCGUUCGUGCAGCCGCAGCUGUUGAGGUUGUUGAUCAAAUUCGUGGAUUCGUACCGUGAGGGCAGGGAGCCGGAGCCUGUGAUCCGCGGCGCGGCUAUCGCAAUCGCUAUGUUCGCCGUCUCGGUCGGCCAGACUAUGGCCUUGCACCAAUACUUCCAGCGUGCUUUCGAGACGGGUAUGCGUAUUAAGACAGCGCUGACGGCAGCCAUUUACGGCAAGUCCCUGAAACUGUCAAAUGAAGGGCGAGCAUCGAAGAGCACAGGCGAUAUCGUCAAUUAUAUGGCGGUGGAUACGCAGAGACUGCAGGAUCUAACGCAGUAUGGACAGCAGCUGUGGAGCGCGCCUUACCAGAUUAUUUUGUGUAUGGUCAGUCUUUAUCAGCUGCUUGGGCUGAGUAUGCUGGCGGGUGUGGGCGCGAUGAUUUUGAUGAUUCCUAUCAACGGGUUGAUUGCGCGGAUGAUGAAGACGUUGCAGAAGGAACAGAUGAAAAAUAAGGAUCAAAGAACUCGACUUAUUGCUGAGAUUGUCAACAAUAUGAAGAGCAUCAAACUCUACGCUUGGGGAAGCGCUUUUAUGCAGAAGCUCAACUACGUACGAAACGACCUCGAAUUGAAGACUCUGAGAAAGAUUGGUGCCGCUCAAGCUAUUGCUACUUUCACCUGGUCCACCACUCCGUUUCUGGUCUCCUGCUCGACCUUCACCGUCUUCGUCCUUACUCAAGACAGACCCUUGACCACCGAUAUUGUGUUCCCGGCCCUGACGCUAUUCAAUCUCCUUACUUUUCCCCUCGCAAUCUUGCCCAUGGUCAUCACUUCCAUCAUCGAAGCUUCCGUGGCUGUCGGCCGAUUGACUGCGUUCUUCACUGCCGAAGAGCUCCAACCAGAUGCAGUCCUUCUGAAAGAUGCCGUUGAGGAGAACGGCGAAGAGUCUCUCAAGAUUCGCGACGGGACAUUUUCCUGGGAUAGACACGCUGGCCGAAACGCACUUGAGGAUAUCAAUUUCACCGCCUCCAAGGGCGAGCUUACCUGCAUUGUUGGCAGAGUCGGAGCCGGCAAGUCAUCAUUUCUCCAAGCCAUCCUCGGAGAUCUGUGGAAAGUCAGGGGCCAUGUUGAGGUUGCUGGAAAGACGGCAUAUGUGGCUCAGCAAGCCUGGGUCAUGAAUGCAAGUGUCAAAGAGAAUAUUACCUUCGGGCACAAAUUCGAUGAAGUUUUCUACGAAAAGUGCGUCCACGCUUGCGCGUUGACCGAGGAUUUCGCUCAAUUGCCUGACGGCGAUGAGACGGAAGUUGGAGAGCGUGGAAUCUCGCUUUCUGGGGGCCAGAAAGCGCGAUUGACGCUUGCGCGCGCUGUCUACGCCAGGGCUGAUAUUUACCUUCUCGAUGACUGUCUGUCGGCUGUUGAUCAACAUGUUGGGAGACAUCUCAUCGAUAAUGUUCUUGGUUCCAAUGGAUUGCUAAAGAGCAAAACAAGGGUUUUGGCUACCAACUCCAUCCCGGUCCUGUUGGAGUCUGACUUCAUUUGUCUGAUCAGAGACGGCAAGAUCAUCGAGCGUGGUACUCAUAAUCAGGUCAUGGCAAUGAAGGGGGAGAUUGCAAACCUGAUCAAGACUCUGAACAAUCAGGAGUCCUCAGCAGAAACGUCAACCACUUCCAGCAAUUCCUCGACAAUCAUCGAUACUGACCAAGCUCUCGAUGACGAGAAAGAAGAUGAGAUGGAAGAGGCCCAAGAGCACUUGACUGAACUCCAGCCUAUUCGACCGGGAGGGUCAGGUGUCAAGAAGCGUAAGGGAAGUAGCGGGACCCUGAGACGAGCCAGUACCGCCAGCUUCAAGGGUCCGCGAGGCAAACUGCGUGAUGAGGAGGAAGGCCAUAAGAGCAAGAACAAAGAACAUUCGGAACAGGGCAAGGUCAAAUGGGACGUGUAUGCCGAAUACGCCAAGACGAGCAAUCUGUAUGCCGUGGGCCUGUACGGGCUCAUGCUAAUCGGCGGGCAAACAGCACAGAUCGGUGGCAGCGUUUGGCUUAACCGGUGGGCCGACAGGAAUGAGCGCGCGGAUGGCAACCCGGAAGUCGGCAAGUACAUCGGCGUCUACUUUGCGUUCGGCAUCGGCGGUGCUCUGCUUGUCGUCGUGCAAACACUCAUCCUCUGGAUCUUCUGUUCUAUUGAGGCGUCGAGGAAACUCCACGAGAGGAUGGCGUUUGCCAUUUUCAGAUCGCCGAUGAGCUUUUUCGAGACGACUCCGGCUGGGCGUAUCCUCAACAGAUUCUCUAGCGAUAUUUACCGGGUCGAUGAAGUCCUUGCACGCACGUUUAACAUGCUAUUCGUCAACAGCGCUCGGGCCAUGUUCACGUUAGCUGUCAUCUCGACGGCGACCCCUGCUUUCACUGCCCUCAUUCUCCCCUUGGGAGGUGUGUACUACUGGGUCCAACGCUACUAUCUCCGCACUUCCCGGGAGCUCAAGAGACUGGACUCCGUAAGUAAAAGCCCUAUCUAUGCGCAUUUCCAAGAGUCGCUGGGCGGUAUCACGACCAUUCGGGCCUACCACCAGCAGCAGCGUUUCGCAAUGGAGAACGAGUGGCGCGUGGACGCAAAUCUCCGCGCGUACUUCCCCUCGAUCAACGCGAAUCGAUGGCUCGCUGUGCGACUGGAAUUCCUAGGAUCAAUUAUCAUCCUGAGUGCAGCUGGCUUUGCUAUCAUCUCGGUAGCCACCGGCAGCGGCCUCUCCGCCGGCUUCGUCGGUCUCGCAAUGUCCUACGCGCUGCAAAUCACCCAAUCACUCAACUGGAUAGUGCGCCAGACCGUCGAAGUCGAAACGAACAUCGUCUCCGUCGAGCGCGUGCUCGAGUACGCACGCCUCGAGAGCGAAGCGCCCGAGGUCCUGCACCGGCACCGCCCUCCCAUCUCCUGGCCUGCGUCUGGCGCGGUCGAGUUCAAGAACUACAGCACCCGGUACCGACCCGAGCUCGACCUCGUGCUGAAGGAUAUCAACCUUGACAUCAAGCCUCACGAGAAGAUCGGGGUUGUGGGGAGAACGGGGGCGGGAAAGAGUUCGCUUACGCUGGCGCUGUUUCGGAUUAUCGAGCCGAGCGAGGGAAAUAUCAGUAUUGAUGCGCUGAACACGUCGACGAUUGGGCUACUGGAUUUGAGGCGCAGGCUGGCGAUCAUUCCGCAGGAUGCGGCUCUUUUUGAGGGGACGAUUCGGGAUAACCUUGACCCUGGACAUGUGCAUGAUGAUACGGAGUUGUGGAGCGUGCUGGAACAUGCUAGGCUGAAAGAGCACGUUAGCAGUAUGAAUGGUGGGCUGGAAGCGAAGAUUCAGGAGGGUGGCUCCAAUCUCUCGCAAGGCCAGCGCCAGCUCGUCUCUCUAGCCCGGGCCCUCCUCACCCCGUCCAACAUCCUCAUCCUGGACGAGGCCACGGCGGCGGUGGACGUCGAGACGGACGCCCUGCUGCAGACGACGCUGCGAAGCCCGCUCUUCAGCAAGCGCACUAUCAUCACCAUUGCACACCGCAUCAACACGAUCCUGGACUCUGACCGCAUCGUUGUGCUGGACAAGGGGCGCGUGGAGGAGUUUGGGACGCCGGCUGAGUUGUUGGAGCUCCGGGGGAGCUUCUGGCGACUGGUGAAGGAAGCGGGGCUGUUGGAGGGGGUACAGAGGUGA